Messenger RNA from Diatraea saccharalis (sugarcane borer), 1493 nucleotides. Lineage: Eukaryota; Metazoa; Arthropoda; Insecta; Lepidoptera; Crambidae. The record is from the annotation of a GenBank genome assembly.
CUGUAGCAAACAGAGUCACGAAGGCAUUGGAAGUCUUAGAAACGCAAACGACUCUCAGAAAAGAGUCAAAAGACAAAUUGAUUUUAAAUUUGAAGAAGACUAAAGAAAAAUUGAAAGGAAUGGAAAUAACUGCCGAGGAAAUCAGAACGUAUGUGGAACAGCAGGAAAUUCGGUUCGGCAGGUUGAUAAGAGAUAAUGAAGAAUUGAAAAAAGAGGGAGAAAUAAUGGAAAGACUUGGCGUGCUGGAAAAAGAUCUAAAAAACAAACAGGACAAUACUAAAACUAUAAUAGAAAGAAUGAUGAAAGAAUGGGAGGAAAGAGAGAGGAUUAGAAUGAAAAAAAACGAGCUUUAUAUAUCAAAUCAAAAAUUAAAAAGCGAUUCAUGGAACAUAGUAGAAGACUCAAGUAAAAUAAUUAAAAAAUUAGAAAACAUAGAGGAUAAUUUGACAGCAGAGAUAAUAGAUGUGGGAAGAAGGAUGGGAGAAAAGAUGGAUGACAGUGAGAUUAUGAUAGGAAGAACGAUUACAGAAAGGAUGAAUGAUAUAGGAAACAUACAAAGAAAAGGACCAGAUGAUAAAAAUACAGAAAGAGGAAAGGAAGAGAGAACAACAGAACAUACCGGCACAAAAUCUACAUAUGCCGAGGUGCUAAAGGAACGCAAAACUAGAGUCCCAAAAACUCUCCAUUCAGUAAUAGUGACAUCAGACAAUCCCACAGAUACGAGUGAGCAAGUCCUUAAUAGAGCAAAAGAAAAGAUAAAUGCGAAAAAAGAAGGAAUGAAAAUAGACCGAAUUAGAAAAUGCAAAGACCAGAGAAUAAUAAUAGGAUGCGAAACAGUAGAACAAAUUAGAAAAAUAGAAGACAAAUUAAAAAAGGACAAGGGACUAAAAGUCGAAAGAAUAAAAAAUAAAGACCCUCUGGUAAUCUUAAAGGACGUGUUUAACGAUAUUGAAGACGACGAACUUAUAUCAGCAAUUAGGGAACAGAACGAAAAUAUCUUUAUGGGAUUACCGGAGGAAGAAACCAUAAUAAAAAUCAAAUUUAAAAAGAGUACUAAGAACAAAACCACCACUCAUGUAGCGCUGCAGGUUAGACCGGCACUGUAGCAGAGGAUGACCGGGGAUGGAUACCUACACGUGGACCUGCAGAGAGUCAGGGUAGAGGACCAGUCACCGGUGAUCCAAUGCACAAAGUGUCUGGAGUUUGGGCACGGGAGGGAAUUUUGCGCCGCGAGUGCGGACAAGUGCAGUCACUGCGGGGGACCCCAUCUUCGAACGGAAUGUCCGGAGAAGGACGAAAAACCCCCAAGGUGCUGCAACUGCUCGCACUCGGGGCAGCAGGACACCUCCCAUAAUGCCUUCAGUAAGAAUUGUCCAGUUAGGGAAAAAUGGGACUUUCUGGCUAGAGCCACUACGGCGUACAGCUAGACAGGAAAAGAAUAGGAAAAACACCACAUUAGACAGACAAAACAAACGACACAAAGAACAUUAUAA